This is a messenger RNA of Colletotrichum karsti, 3177 nucleotides long. Its product is annotated as ubiquitin-activating enzyme E1. Gene Ontology annotation, cellular component: nucleus; cytoplasm. Gene Ontology annotation, biological process: protein ubiquitination; DNA damage response; ubiquitin-dependent protein catabolic process. Lineage: Eukaryota; Fungi; Ascomycota; Sordariomycetes; Glomerellales; Glomerellaceae. Gene Ontology annotation, molecular function: ubiquitin activating enzyme activity. The coding region runs from base 1 to 3177 and encodes 1058 amino acids. The record is from RefSeq and is a predicted model, not a curated record. The transcript is spliced from 4 exons.
AUGGCUGUACGUCUGCUCCCUACGUUGCUUUGCUCCGUCUGCGAUCGCGGUACCCCGCAGCAAGCUGACAAGAAGCUUCCCGAGGUCGACCUGGUCACCCGCAUGCAGGUCGACGACUCCGUCGUUGGGAACACGGAAAUCGACGAGUCCCUCUACAGUCGCCAGCUCUAUGUCCUGGGCCACGAGGCCAUGAAGCGCAUGGGCGCUUCAAACGUCCUCAUUAUUGGUCUGAAGGGUCUGGGUGUCGAAAUCGCGAAGAAUAUCGCUCUUGCCGGUGUCAAGAGUCUUACCCUCUACGAUCCCGGCCACGUUGCCCUUGCUGAUCUGUCUUCACAAUUCUUCCUCCGCCCCGAGGACGUCGGAAAGCCGAGAGACGAGGUCACCGCGCCCCGGGUCGCUGAGUUGAACGCAUACACGCCUGUCAAGGUCCACCAGUCAUCCGAUUUGGGCGAGAACCUCUCCCAGUUCGACAAGUACCAGGUGGUCGUCUUGACCAGCCUUCCCCUGAAGCUGCAGACUCUCAUCGGCGACUACUGCCACUCCAAGGGCAUCUACGUCGUGGCUGCGGACACUUUCGGUCUUUUCGGUUCGGUUUUCUGCGAUUUCGGCGAGAAGUUCACCGUCAUCGACCCGACCGGCGAGACACCCCUGAGCGGCAUCAUCGCGGGCAUCGACGAGGAGGGUCUCGUGUCCGCUCUCGACGAGACUAGACACGGGCUCGAGGAUGGCGAUUACGUUACCUUUUCCGAGAUCGAGGGCAUGGAAGGUCUGAACGGAUGCGAACCCAGAAAGAUCACGGUCAAGGGCCCCUACACCUUCUCGAUCGGCGACGUGUCUGGCCUUGGGCAGUACAAGCGCGGCGGCCUCUACCAGCAGGUCAAGAUGCCCAAGGUUAUCGACUUCAAGAGCAUCACUGCCGCGAUCAAGGAGCCCGAAUUCGUCAUUUCCGACUUUGCCAAGUUCGACCGGCCCCAGCAGCUGCACUUGGGCUUCCAGGCGCUGCACGCCUUCGCCGCGAGCCAGGGGCGUUUCCCCAACCCUUUGGACGACGCGGAUGCGACGGUGAUCCUCCGGUCCGCCGAGGCGUUUGCCAAGGCCGAGGGCGUCGAGGUCGAGUUCGACGAGAAGCUGCUCAAGGAGCUGAGUUACCAGGCCCUUGGCGAUCUCAACCCCAUGGCGGCCUUCUUCGGUGGAAUCGUCGCGCAGGAAAUCCUCAAGGCCGUGUCCGGAAAGUUCCAGCCCAUUCAGCAGUGGAUGUACUUUGAUUCGCUCGAGUCUCUGCCGACCAGCACGCCGCGCACCGCCGAGCUUUGCAAGCCCUUGGGUACCCGAUACGACGGACAGAUUGUUGUAUUCGGCCGUGAGUACCAAGACAAGAUCGCCAACCUGCGCCAGUUCCUCGUUGGAGCCGGUGCCAUCGGUUGCGAGAUGCUCAAGAAUUGGGCCAUGAUCGGCUUGGGUACAGGUCCCAAGGGUAAGAUCACUGUUACCGACAUGGACUCCAUCGAGAAGAGCAACCUCAACCGCCAGUUCCUUUUCCGCCCCAAGGAUGUCGGCAAGAUGAAGAGUGACUGUGCCGCCGCCGCCGUGCAGGCCAUGAACCCCGACCUCAACGGCCACAUUGAGUGUCUGAAGGAUCGCGUCAGCCCCGAGACCGAGGAGAUCUUCAACGAGCAGUUCUGGAACAGCCUGGACGGCGUCACCAACGCCCUCGACAACGUGGAGGCGAGAACGUACGUCGACAGACGCUGCGUCUUCUUCCGCAAGCCUCUGCUCGAAAGCGGUACGCUCGGAACCAAGGGCAACACGCAGGUUGUGCUCCCGCACCUGACCGAGUCCUACUCCUCGUCCCAAGACCCCCCUGAGAAGGAGUUCCCCAUGUGCACAGUCCGCAGCUUCCCCAACAAGAUCGAGCACACGAUUGCGUGGUCCAAGGACCACAUGUUUGAGAACCUCUUCAUCACAUUCCCUUCCACAGUCAACCUGUACCUGACCCAACCGAAGUACAUCGAGGCCACGCUCAAGCAGGGUGGCAGCGCCAAGCUGACUCUGGAGACUCUCCGCGACUACCUGACCACCGAUCGUCCUCGCACCUUUGAGGACUGCAUUGCGUGGGCCCGUAUUCUGUUCGAGAAGGAGUUCAACAACAAGAUCCAGCAGCUUCUGCACAACUUCCCCAAGGACUCCACGACCUCGAGUGGGACGCCCUUCUGGUCUGGACCCAAGCGCGCUCCUGAGCCUCUCAAGUUCGAUGCCAACAACCCCACCCAUUUUGCGUUCGUCGUGGCCGCCGCCAACCUGCACGCGUUCAACUACAACAUCAAGUCUCCCGGCACCGCCAAGGACAUUUACCUGCGUGAGCUCGAGAAUGUCAUCGUGCCGGACUUCUCGCCCGCGGAGGGUGUCAAGAUCCAGGCGAACGACAGUGACCCUGACCCCAACGCUGAAUCCGGCGAGGGCAGCUCCUUUGACGACAACGACGAGCUCCAGAAGAUCAUCGCCAGCCUGCCGUCUCCCAACGAUCUGGCCGGCUUCCAGCUUCAGCCCGUGGACUUUGAGAAGGACGACGACUCGAACCACCACAUCGACUUCAUCACAGCCUGCAGCAACCUCCGCGCUGCCAACUACAAGAUUGAGCAGGCCGACCGUCACAAGACCAAGUUCAUCGCCGGCAAGAUCAUCCCCGCCAUUGCGACGACAACGGCUCUCGUCACCGGCCUGGUCAUCAUGGAGUUGUACAAGGUCAUCGACGGCAAGCAAGAUCUGGAGCAGUACAAGAACGGUUUCAUCAACCUGGCGCUGCCCUUCUUCGGCUUCAGUGAGCCGAUCGCCAGCCCAAAGGUGGAGUUCAAGGGCCCCAAUGGCGUCGUCAAGCUUGACAAGAUCUGGGAUCGCUUCGAGGUCGCAGACAUCACGCUCAAGGAACUUCUCGAGCAUUUCGAGAAGCAGGGUCUCAGCAUUUCCAUGCUCAGCUCGGGCGUCAGUCUGCUGUACGCCAGCUUCUUCCCCCCGGCCAAGCUGAAGGACCGCCAGAACCUGAAGCUCAGCCAGCUGGUGGAGACUGUCUCCAAGAAGCCCAUCCCUGCUCACCAGAAGGAGGUCAUCUUCGAGAUGGUGGCCGAGGACGUGGACGGCGAGGAUGUCGAGGUUCCUUAUAUCAAGAUGAAGAUGGCAUAA